AAGCAAAUUGAGCAGGGAUUGAGCCAGACGCACUCAGCAGCAUACAGAUGGGAUACCAACUCACUUGCUGCUUUGUAUCUUGAUUCUUUCUAAGGCUUCCUGUCUUGGUGAAUGGAGAGGCACUGUGAACCAAUAGGAGGGAAGCCAUGAGGAUGCAACAGUGAUCCAGGAAAAAACAGCCCAUUGUUAGUGAGACGUCGGAGAAGCGUGACCUCCCUCUUGCCGGCUCUGGCUGCCCGGCCUAAGGAUACCCUGAAGAACACCAGACUCAUUGAUAGGUCAAUGAUGAGUGGGGGAGUCAAUGUAAAGUCGGCCCCCCGGGCUCCAUCCUCAUCAGGAAUUCCCCUCCCUCACAGCCUGUUGCCUUCAUCCCCCAGAGCAGAUCCCCGGCACCGGAUGAGUGAGCUGCCCAGGCCAUCUACGCAGACCCCCAAACACACGCCCACACACACUCCCACACACACUCCCAUCCACUCUCCUUCACCUUGCCCACGGAGCUCUAGCAUUCCCAGGUCUUUCUCCAGAGACCUGCUGAAAAGUCAGCUCCUGCAGCGGACAGGAGCUCUGCCUGUUCCCCAGGUGUCACGGUCCGCCUACAGCAGCCCGAUAACCCAGCGCCGGAUACCACCACCGCACUCCAAAGACACUCUGGACCUGGGAAAAGCCACAACCCACACCCAGAUACAGUUUCUACAAGACAGAAAUUGCAACAGAAAUGCACUUACUAAUAAAAACCAAGCACUGGGGGCUGGCAACCUGCGUCCACAGCUCCAGUUCAGAAGGGGGUUAAACUCCAACACUGUGUCACACUUAGGAGAUGAACACACAUCAACACCGCCCACCUUCAGAGGUCGCAGUGACUCAAUGAGCCAAUCAGAUGAGGAGAUGGGGACUCCUGAGGACAGUAGUCCAGCCUCAUCUCCUCCUCCCCUGCCGCUGCCACCGGUCACCUUCGCCAUGCCAGCUUCAUCCAAGAUGGCUGUCGAUACACUGGCUCAAAACCAACAGAAGGACGCUGCUACAGACACACACACAUUCAGAGUCAACAUGGCCACAGUCGCUCCCUUCAGUUACAGGCUGCAGGUGCAGGAGAGGGAUUUGUCCAUCGAUGAACUGAGUGACUGCUCAUCUGGAUCCAUAGAAGUCUGCUGUGAUGACUUGACGCCAGGAGGGAUGCUGGAGGCUAAUGUGGCUAACAUUAGCAUGACGGCUAAGCCUAGAGAGCUGGACCUCAGGUCUACUGCUGUCUCCAGCCAGGAUACUUCAACCCAGGCCAUGGCCUCAAGGAAGCCCAUGGCCAAGCCCUCCGGUCUCCCCCAGGGACCUUCACGUGCUGCUGGGUCAGAGCUGAAGGUCUACAAACCCACCUCUGGAUCUAUCCCCAUCCCAAUCCCCAAUCCAUCCAGGCUCCGCAAGCAACGGUCACUUGGCAACUUGUCUGUACUAACUGAUGCUGAGAAGAAGCUGCACCUGUACCAGUCGCCCCGCUGGACUGAUGAUACAAACCGGGCUGGCACCGGGACCAACAAAGCGGGCCAGACUAAGUCAGGUCAGGCUGGAGGGGGGAGACCACCACUUUCACGGACUCUCUCAAAAUCAGAACAGUCUUUAUUCCAGGGGAAACCCAAACCGUUCAGCUCCCCAGCUGUGACUUCAAAUAUAGGCAAGCCAAGCAGGAUCCCUGCCCCUGGUAAACCACGGGGACCUUAUGCUGAGGUCAAACCCAUCAGCAAGGCCUCUGAGACUGGCCAGAGUGCAGACCCAGACCCUUCAGACCACACAACUAAGUCUAACUCUAAUGGAGCAGGUGGCUCUGGAAGUAAUGGCAAGAAACCAGGGGAUAAGGGGAGAUCUGCAUCAGUGUCAGCAGAGGAGAAGAAGGAAAAGAAGGGGAUGGAGGGAGAAGACGACAAGGCCUUUUUGAAAGUGGAUCCGGAGUUAGUUGUGACGGUUCUGGGGGAUUUAGAGCAGCUACUCUUCAGUCAAAUGCUCGAUCCAGAGUCCCAGAGGAAGAGGACUGUGCAAAAUGUUCUGGACCUUCGACAAAACCUUGAGGAAACCAUGACCAGCCUGAGAGGGGUGCAGCUCAGCCACAGUUGUGUGGAGGGUACUAUGUGCUACGACAGUGAUGAGGCUGCUGCCUUCUCUGUUUCCAGUCUAUCAAAUCGCUCCUCUCCAUUGUCGUGGCGCCAGGGCCAAGCCAGCCCUCGUCUGCAGGCUGGUGAUGCUCCGUCCACUGGUAACACCCAGUCAGAUAUUCCCCUCCGGAUAAGCCACACCUCCAGAAUCCACCUCAUUGAGACUCUGGAUGACUCAGAUCCAGCUUUGUUGAAGGGAGAUUACCUCAGCGACAGUGACCUUGGUGGGAAGAGUCCGAAUGAGGAUGAUGAGGAUGACGAGGAUGAUGAUGAUAUUGAUGACCUUGGGAAUGGUUGGGAUGAGAGCAGCUCCAUCAGCAGCGGUUUGAGUGACGGCUCCGACAACCUGAGCUCUGAAGAGUUCAACACGAGCCCCACCCUCAACUCCCUCCCCACUACUCCCAUUGGCUCCCGCCGAAACUCAGCCGUAGUGAUGCGUACAGAUGCAGAAAAGAGAUCUCUGGUGGAAAGCGGUCUGUCCUGGGACACCGAUGAUACCAAACCCAGCCGCAAGAGCCAGGGCAGUGGCAUCUACGAGACAGGAAGCCUUAAGUCGGAAUCAGCCAAUAAAUGGAAAAAGACGCGGCCACAGGGGGAGGGGCUAGAAGGAGGGAAGGGUGAACUGAAGAAACCUCAGACACUAGGCCAAGGAAAUGUGCUGAAGAAAGGAAGAAAUCCACCUGUGGGGGUCACGUCCCCGAUCACACACACCUCUCAGAGUGGCCUCAGAGUAGCAGGCACAGUAAAGUCAGAUGGAAAGCCCAUGGAUAAGUCUCGGUUAGCAGUGAAGACUUCGGGUCUGCAGCGCUCCUCGUCUGAUGCUGGUAAAGACCACCGGAACGGCACUAGCACUGGUGAGCAACGUAAACCGCCAUCUGGACUGGUCAGACCUUCAACUGGUGGAAACUUUGGUUUCAAAAAGCCCACGACAGCUACCACCAAUGGCACAAGUAAUACUGCUGUAUCCACUGUGAUGAGCACAGGUGGCACCGUACCCAGUGGCUCUGCAACUGUAGGGAAGAUUCCCAAAACAUCAGGGAUUCCUGUCAAACCAGGUGCUGGUGGAGGGGGACGGAAAACGAGUCUAGAUGUUUCCAGUAGUGACCAGAGUGGUUUUCUCUCUCCAAAUGCCAGAACGUCUCUCCAAUACCGCUCUCUCCCUCGCCCAGCCAAGACUAGCACGUUGACUCUAACCCGGCCAAGCUCAGCUCGCCCAGUCAGUACCACCAUGGACACAAGCUCUGGGCUGGUCAAACCCCCCAGCGCAGCACCACAGACCUCCAGGCUCAAAGAACCUGCCUCAGGGCUCGGUGCUGGAACAGGGUUGGGUAAGGCAGGGGGUCGUGGGAUCCCGAGUCCUAGUCCUGUCAAUCAAACAGACAGAGAAAAAGAGAAAGAGAGAGCCAAAGCUAAAGCUGUGGUGUCUGACUCUGAGUGUGGAAGUGGGUCCCUGAAGGGCAGUCCUGCUCAGACCCCCUCAGAGAACGGAGGAAAGCUGCAGGGAUUAAGACCUCCAAGCAGCGGCAAGGGCUCAGACCUGCCUUCACCCAAUACACACAGGUUAUCUGGGAUGCGGAGCCUGGCAAAGCCUCCAUCAAUGGCCCAGCUUGAUAAACUUAACUCCAACAGUCUGGAAAUUGGCGUACAAGACUCCCUGCCUCCUAAGAUCCCUCCAUAUUCGAAGCUCCAGGACCUUGCGAGCUCCUCAGGCAGCUCUACCAGCUCCUGUCUGACCCCGAGCCCCGCACCUUUACUCAACGUCAACACUUCAUCCUGUUUCUCAAGUUCAGGAAUAGGAUUAGGGCCCAGGCAGGUUUCUUCCCUCGGGGUUGAAAGGAGCUCCGGGAGCACCUCUCCCCUGCUUUACCCUCGAAUGUCUGGGCUGCAUCGGAGCUUAGAGUCCCUGCCGCUCCAGAUGAGCCUGGCCCCAGAGCCCCAGAGGGAGAAGGAGAGGGAGAGUCUGGUGAGAGGCUACACCACCUUAGAGUCACGAAACAAAGACAGACAAGAGGACAGGGGCCCUCCUACCAGCUGGAGCUCUGGAAGCAAAGUCUCUAUGACAGUGCCAGACAGCUCUCAGAGAGACAGAAACACACUGCCGAAGAAAGGUUUAAGUUUCAAUGGUGCUUCCCAACCUGAGGAUGAAGGAAAGGAGAAAGGAGAGAGGAGACACUCUCACACCAUCCUCAGCAUGACCGACUCUUUAACUCUUCCACUUCUGUCUUCCCCCACGUCCCUGCCCCGUACCUCAAAGACCAGCAUGGUUCCAAGUCCUGUUGGUGGACCUCCCAGGAUGACUCGAUCCAACAGUAUCCCCACACACGAUGCCUCUAUGGAGUUAUAUGGGGCGUCUCCACUGGGCAGCACCCUGUCUCUAGCUGAACGUCCCCGCAGCAUGGGAAUGGUCCGAUCUGGAUCAUUUAGAGACAAAGACAGUGAUGAAGUUCACGGUUCUGUUCUGUCUUUGGCAUCCAACGCCUCAUCAACCUACUCCUCGGUGAGUCUGAGUGGCAUGCAGCCUCAGGCAGAGGAAAAGAUUCAGGGAGAGCAAAUCCGUAAGCUGAGGAGGGAGCUGGAGUCAUCGCAGGAGAAGGUUUCUAAUCUGACCACACAGCUGACAGCAAACGCCAAUCUGGUGGCUGCCUUCGAGCAGAGUUUAGCGUUGAUGACAACUCGACUGCAGUCUCUGUCCAUAAGCCACGAGCAGAAGGACACGGAGCUACUGGAGUUGAGGGAGACCAUCGAGGCUCUGAAGAGCAAGAAUGAAGAAGCCCAGGCUGUGAUUCACGGAGCCUUAAACAACCCAGAUAACUUGAAAGACAUGCGUAUCCGCCGGCAGAACUCAUGUGAAAGCAUCUCCAGUCUCAACAGUCUGACCAGUAUGUCGAGUGUGGGCAGUUUGAAGGACCAAGAUGCAAAGAAGAAGAAGAAAAAGAGCUGGGUCUAUGAGCUGAGGAGCUCCUUCAACAAGGCAUUUAGCAUAAAGAAAGGAAGCAAAACUUACUCAGACAUUGAGGAAAUCGUCACCCCUGACUCCUCGGCUCCCAAUUCGCCAAAGAUGCCUCAUGAGUGUGGAGAGGGAGGCGAGAACCAGCUUUCAUCUCUGAAAACCUCAGCCUCCACCACCUCCUGUGUAGAAUCCUUUACUUCAUCACAAACAUCCGAAAUCAACACAUUUGGAGAUAUGUGGUUUUCAUCAGACAGGAUCAUGGAGACAACAGAGGAAGGGGAAAAUGAUGAGAGGGCGGUGUCAGAUCUACGUUCAGAACUCUUGGUAAAAGAGAGAGAGCUGACGGACAUCCGACUGGAGGCCUUAAACUCUGCUCAUCAGCUGGAGCAGCUCAGAGAAGCCAUGAACAGCAUGCAGUCAACAGUAGAGAACCUGAAGGCAGAGAAUGACCAUCUGAAGACAGGAAGUCAGGGCCCGGUCAUCCCUGGACCGGGUCCCACCUCCUCCACGUCUCAGCCGUCAGGAUUGGCCUCUCUGCUGGGGCCGUCGCUGAGGCAGCCCAUGAGCAUGUCCCUCACCAAGUCCUUCAGCCUCAGCCUGAACAACUGUAAAGAGCCUGAUGCGUCACCAGCUGACAUGUUGAACUUUUCUUCACAGCGGGAUGAGAUCUGUGCACGAGUUCUGGUUCGCAUUGGAGAUCAGUCUGAGGACUGUAAGCAGCAGCAGCAGUACUACCUGGGCUCAGUACCGGUCAGUGGGAAGACGGACUGGGCCAACCUCGACUCCCUUAUAGCGAAGACCUUCAAAGACUACCUUACUCAAGUGGACCCAACAUCCAGCCUGGGUCUGUCUUGUGAUUCGCUGCACAUGUAUCAGCUGGCCCAGGGAGGACAGAGGCUGAUAGGAGGGGACAAACCCCAAGCCUCGCCGUAUCGUUGCCUUGGCAGUGCUUCACCUAAGAUAUUUAUCACUUUGAAAGGUCUUCGAGAAAAGUGUGUUGAUUCUCUGGUGUUUGAGACCCUCAUUCCAAAGCCCAUGAUGCUGCAUUACAUCAGCCUGCUGCUGAAGCACAGGCGUCUGGUUCUGUCUGGGCCCAGUGGGACAGGGAAGACCUACCUGGCCCAGCGGCUGACCCACUACCUCCUGCAGCGCAGCCAGGCCGACUCACCCGAGGCCGAACACGAACCCUGCCUCCUGGGACGAAGUGCUGCUGUCACCUUCAACCUGCACCGUCAGUCACAGAAGGAUUUGCAGUUGUAUCUGUCGAAUCUAGCAAAUCAGAUCGACAGAGACAGCGGAGGAGACCUGCCUCUGGUUGUUAUCAUAGAUGACAUCAGCGACGCGGCAGCCAUCACCGAGCUCGUCAACGGAGCUCUGACCUGCAAAUAUCACAAAUGUCCUUACAUCAUCGGAACAACAAAUCAGCCUGUGAAGAUGUCAUCUAACCAUGGACUUCACCUGAGCUUCAGGAUGGUAAUGUUCUCUAAUAACGUGGAACCGGCCAACGGUUUCCUGGUGAGGUACCUCCACCGUAAAGCUGUCGAAACCUACCAAGAGGCAGAGCUGGACCCAACACAGUACCAGGCCCUCCUCCAUGUACUAGACUGGGUUCCUCAGCUUUGGUACCACCUGCACGCUUUCCUUGAGAAACACAGCACGUCAGACUUCCUCAUAGGACCCUGCUUCUUCCUGUCGUGUCCAGUGUCAGUAUCAGAGUUCAGGCAAUGGUUCAUUGAUCUGUGGAACCACUCGAUCAUACCGUACCUGCAGGAAGGAGCAAAAGACGGCAUCAAGGUGCACGGGCAGAAAGCAGUGUGGGAGGACCCAGUGGAGUGGGUGAGAGGGACCCUUCCCUGGCCCAACGCACAACAAGACCAGUCCAGGCUCUUCCACCUACCUCCCCCCAGCAUCGGUCCAUCCAGUGAGGAGAAGAAGCCCCCCAAAGACACACCUCCGCCCAGUACACUGGAGUCAGACCCCCUGAUGGCCAUGCUGCUGAAGCUUCAGGAGUCGGCCAACUACAUCGAGUCACCAGAGAGGGAAGGCAGUCUGGACCCCACCCUUCAGGCGACGCUCUGAUGAAAACAUGCGACUACCUGUAAAGCUUUGGAACUGUCGACUCCUCACGCAGAGGGCGGAGUCGCAGUGACACUCCAAAAGACUCCGAAACGAACUUUACUUUGUGCUCAGUGAGCAGUUCGGAAACUAUGUGACGGACAUAAAGGAUCUACCCAGAGAGUAAAUAUGGACAAGGGGUCUGCUCAGACCUGCGAUCAGAACACGGAAAGACAUUUAACCUGCUCUUAAAGGAAGCUGUGAUCACGUUGUCAGGGAAAGACAUCGUCUCGUCUCUUCUCUGCUCUCGGUUUGUUCCAGAUGGGUUAUUGUUGACUCAAGUUGCAAGUGCAUGGUAACCGGAAUAGUAUGAUGCAAAAUAUUACCUAUAAUCCUAUUGAUCCAGACCCAUUCUUCUGUAUUUUUUUUUUUUUUUUAUUAUCGGUGCUUACUGGUUUUCUUUCAGUGCUUCAUUUUACCAAGAAUUUAACCUCAGAAGUAUCUGAGUCUGAUCUCCCCAGAUGUAGAACCAUCACUCGACAAAUCAGCCAAAAAUGCACUUUAUUUUCUACUUGUGGUAAUUGGAUUUUAGGAGGCUGUGUCAGUGUUUGUGUGUCAAAGGGGAGUAUGAGAUUGGCCAAAUCGUGCAGAUGACUAACAUUUCCUCUAGGUGGCAGCAGCGACGUAUUCCUGCCUCAGUGCUCUAUCUCUCUCUCUCUCUCCUGGUGCGCUUUCUUACUUAUUAUUAAAGGUGCUCAGUGGAAUAUAACGCACACUAAACAACACCCAUAUCAAAAUGGCCUUGGUUUUUCCUUUUUCACCUCAGCCAUUCAGACAUAUAUGAAACAGAUAUCAGAACUGUGAAGAUGUAAGACGAACACGCACUGGUGAAUAAUGAGCUCAAUAAUCAGUUUUAGUCAGUCUGUAUGAAUUAUUAUCAGUGGACUCAGUAUUCUGAUGGUUUAGCUCAGUACAAAUAUAACCACAAUAACUGCUCAUCCUGAUGGCACUGAAUAUUUCCACAUAAUCCAGCUGUGGUUGGUAGAAAGAGUACGAAAAAAAAAAAAAAUGCUUGUUUUAUCUAGUCUGCCAAUACAGCCUACCAUUUCUGGCUCUCUGCUUGCUUACAUUAUAUUUAGAUAUCCGAUUUAAAACUCAAACUUCUCUUGUGAUAGAUAAGAAAACAGCUUUGAGAAACAUGAUUUUGUAGGUUUUUAUACUGAAUCGUCAUCAACAGCCAUCUGUAUGCAGCAGUUCACACCUACGUAUACCUAACUUCGGUAUCUGACAACAGAUGUCUAGUUGUACUUCCGCCAUGACACCUUUUUUUAUUUAUCAUCCCACAGGAGGAAGUGGAAAACAUGAGUAAAAACUGCCAUCAAGUGAUGAGAGUCUCUACAAACGCACUCUCCUUCUUAUUUGCUCUUUCUAUAUUUGAUACCAUGAGGUCUUUUUUCAACUGUUUCUGAGGGAGAUAACUAACUUUUUUUUUUAUACUUCCUCUCUUUCCUUUCCCUCAUUGUUUUGCACAUGCAUUAAUAUAUGUUAGAGAAUGAGAUUACAGAGUAUUUAUUGCUCAUAUCUUGACUGUUCACGUGGGGGUGUUGGUGAGAAGUGUAAAAGAUAAGUAAGCGGAGGAGGCAGUAGUCGGCUCUAACCUCUCAGCUUUGUGCCCUUUGACCCUAAAGUACCUCAGACUGCUACGAUCUGCUCAAAUUGCUCUAUGCUUAUCAAAAUAGAGACACGAUGCCUAAAUCUAUCUGUGCCUGAAACACAAUUUGGCCUAAAGCUGCUCUUCAGCGGCUUGAAUUUACCACGCAGAGGCCUAGAUUUCGAAGAAUAUAUCAUACUGAGGAAAUAACAUCACUUCCUAUGACCCACUCUGAUGUCGCUUUAUUGACGUCACCUAAGUCGGAGUGGGUUUUUUUUUUCGAUUUUGACCUUUGGCUGGUGGUUGUGGAGAUAGGCUGUUAGCAAAGAGGAUGCGUGUAUCAGCUGACGUAUGCAAGCGAAGAGAAUGUGUAUGAUGACAGGGCUGCUCAGCAGUAUAUAUGCACGAGCCACCAACAAACCAUAAGUGUGAAAGAAGCAGUGUAAGAGCAGAUAUAUUAAUUAACAGGAGAUGUAACGGUGAAGCAUGUAUCCCUGAAGUGUUCCCAAAGUUUUGCUUCAUUGGACCUACCAUACUUAACUUAUCGCGGGACGGAUUUUUAAUAACUGGAUGUUUUCUUGUUUUCAUGUUGUUUUUAAGAGCAGACUUUUGUUUUUCUUAUGCAAAUAUUUGUAAAGGUUUCUUUCUCUUUUUGUACAUGACAUCACUCUUGUAAACACUGUAAAUAGUCAGUGCAUCUGCGACAACAAUCACUCAAAAGUGUAGAGAUCUAAAAGUUACAGUUCGGCCCCUCUAUGCAGAAAACGGGCGUCCUCGGUGGGAUUUAUUGUCUUCCUGUUAAGGGAAGAAGAAGCACUUGGCUUAUAAGGGGGCCUAAUAUUGGUUGUAUGGCAUGUCUCUAUAACCACAUCAAAUCCCAUCUGUCUAACAUUAAGCAGCAACCGACACAAUAAAGUCAUGCCAUUCUUCACAUCA
Messenger RNA from Sphaeramia orbicularis (orbiculate cardinalfish), 9730 nucleotides. It is a transcript of the gene nav1a, whose product is annotated as neuron navigator 1a. Gene Ontology annotation, molecular function: ATP hydrolysis activity. Gene Ontology annotation, biological process: nervous system development; neurogenesis; neuron migration. The record is from RefSeq and is a predicted model, not a curated record. NCBI's taxonomy places the organism in Eukaryota, Metazoa, Chordata, Actinopteri, Kurtiformes, Apogonidae. Bases 283 to 7167 code for a protein of 2294 amino acids. The transcript is spliced from 36 exons. Gene Ontology annotation, cellular component: axon initial segment; microtubule cytoskeleton.